Sphaeroforma arctica JP610 is the source of this 284-nucleotide messenger RNA. RefSeq lists its product as hypothetical. The transcript has a single exon. The record is from RefSeq and is a predicted model, not a curated record. NCBI's taxonomy places the organism in Eukaryota, Ichthyosporea, Ichthyophonida. The annotation marks the transcript as partial.
GUCUAAACGGGAAGGAUCUUCACAUUCUAAUGAUUCAUACGGGGGAUAAGGAGAGAGGGACUAGUGGUGGCGAGCGUUCUGGUAGAAGCUACCAACGUGCGGAUAAAUCCCAGUCGUGUGGCCGCAGCAACGAUGGCCGUGGUGCUUCUAAAAUGGCCUGCUCAUCCUUGUUAUCUAGCAUCGAAUUGAAAUGUUUCUUUUAUGAUGGCAACUACUAUCGUGUCGACUGUCCGAUGCAAGAUGAUAGAGAGAAGAGAACGCCAGCGGGUGCCGUGACUGACUAG